AAAAAUAAAAUUAAAAAAUCCAAUAGGUAACGGAGCGAUGUAUUUAGGAGACGAAAUCGUCCGAAGUGGGGAGAGCAGUAGAACGAUCUAAGAGGAGAAAGGGAAGGCAAAUGAAAUGGGGAGGAUGAAAAGGAAAGCGUGGAACGUGGGAGACGGAAAUGGAGGGAAGAUUGGACCCGCCAUGGCAAUCGGCAUCGGCUGUGGUGUAGGGGUUGGAUUCGGUCUCAUCGGGGGUCUAGGUGUUGGAGUGCCAGGGCUGCAUCUUGGAUUUGGUGUUGGUGCUGGAUGUGGUGUGGGACUUGGGUUUGGUUAUGGAAUAGGGAGGGGUUGGGCUUCUGACAAUGUUCGUAAUCUUUUUGGAAAGCAAGGAAACGUUUCUUAUGGGGAUCGAAUUGAAGAUGUAUUGAAUGAUCUCAUUUUUUCCUCAAGAAAAGCUUUAGAAGCUGUCGAAAAAGAGAUAAAGUCGAGGAGAAGAUGACUUGGUUAAAGACAAUAGCAAAUGUUAAAUGUUGUGUAAUAUUUCUUGUUAACAAAUAUAUACAUAUACAGAGAGAGAAUUACAUUCAAAUUGUUUUGUUAAAAUGUUCUAAAUAUUCUUGCCAAAAUAUUGAUAUGAAAAUGUACAAUUUUUUAUGGGCUGA
Molecule: messenger RNA, 641 nt
Organism: Cryptomeria japonica (Japanese cedar)
Lineage: Eukaryota; Viridiplantae; Streptophyta; Pinopsida; Cupressales; Cupressaceae
Product: protein TRIGALACTOSYLDIACYLGLYCEROL 5, chloroplastic
Exons: 3
Coding region: 116-478 (120 amino acids)
Source: RefSeq, a predicted model, not a curated record